GCGGGGGGCUCGGGGGCAGAGACCAGCGCGGAGCUUGCGCCGCGGCAGCGCGGGGCGCCGCAUGCGGCAGUGUCAGUGACCGCGCGGAGAGCGCCGCGCCGGCCAGCCCAGCCCAGCCCAGCCCAGCCUCCCUCCGCUGCCAAGUUCGGUCUCCCCGCGGGUCCCAGGGCGGCUGCCGCUGCCUCCCUGCCUCCCUCCCUCCCCGCCCGCCCCGCUGCCCGGAGCCGGCGGCUCGUUUCCUCUUUCGCUCCUCGCUCGCCCCGCUGCCCGUCGCCUUUCUCUCUUCGCAGCCCGAAGCGGAGCCGCCGCUCCCGGGACCGCGGCCGCCGCCGAGCCGCAGCGAGCGCUUCACUUCGCGCGGGUCCGGCCUGGGAGCGUCCCACCCCGGCAGCCGGAGCGCGGCGAGCCCAGCCCAGCCCCAGGACCCGGCAAGUGAAUGCAUCUAAAUUGCUCUGAAGAGAUUCAAGAUAAGAGUUGUUAGAUCCUAACCGAGAACAGAAUGGGGAAGCAGAACAGUAAACUGCGACCUGAGGUACUCCAGGAUCUCCGGGAGAACACCGAAUUCACAGACCAUGAGCUUCAGGAGUGGUACAAAGGCUUCCUAAAAGAUUGCCCCACGGGUCAUUUGACCGUUGAGGAAUUCAAAAAGAUAUAUGCAAAUUUUUUCCCCUAUGGUGAUGCGUCGAAGUUUGCAGAGCACGUGUUCCGCACUUUUGAUACCAAUGGUGAUGGGACGAUUGACUUUAGGGAAUUUAUCAUUGCGCUGAGCGUCACUUCUCGGGGAAAGCUCGAACAGAAGCUGAAAUGGGCAUUUAGCAUGUAUGAUCUUGAUGGCAAUGGAUAUAUCAGUCGUGGCGAAAUGCUUGAAAUCGUGCAGGCAAUCUACAAAAUGGUGUCAUCUGUAAUGAAAAUGCCAGAAGACGAGUCCACUCCGGAGAAACGAACAGACAAAAUCUUCAGACAGAUGGACACAAACAAUGAUGGUAAACUAUCCCUCGAAGAGUUUAUUAAAGGUGCCAAGAGUGAUCCCUCUAUUGUGCGAUUGUUACAAUGUGAUCCAAGCAGUGCAAGUCAGUUCUAAUUAAACUCUGGACAGUUUGCAAAGAAACUGCUGGCUUGUCGUUCAAGCUUUGCUCGCAAAUGGAUGCCUUCUCAAUCAUUCCUCAACUUGCUAGUGGAUAAGAUUCCAUUGCCAGAUUUUGUGUGUGCACACACGCGUGCGUGUAUCAGAGUGAGGACUGCUUCACUCCUCUCACUAACACAAGUGCAACAUUCCUUUUGCAGUUCUGUUUUUCUCCCCCUUCAUCCCCUCCGAUGUUACCACUCACUCUACACGGUUAAUGUAAUUGAAAGGUAUGUUUACAUGCAGAUACGAAGAGUUCAAAUUUCUGGUGAGAUAUCCCAUCUUUUAGUCAGUAAGAAUGAUGACAUUCUAGUAGCCGCAAGAAGAUACUAGAUAGAAUUUUUAUCCAACAUAGCAGAUGGUAGGUCAUCACUUUUGAAGCAAAAUGUGAACUGAAUGGAGUAGAAAGAAGAAGAAAAAAGCUUUUCUUGGCAUGGUUCCAAAUUGUCUGUGCUUUUGAGGAAAAUUGCUUGCACUUAUCUAAUUGUCUACUUUCUUUUAAUAUAUAUAUAAAUUAUAUAUAUAUAUGGUGAAGUAAAAUUUAAUAUGUAGGUCAGGUAUUUAAUGCAUAAAGUAGAAUUCAAGCUUAAUUUCUUCUUGUUUGUGAUUUAUUCAAAUCUCGAAGAUUGUUUUUGAGAUAUUUAUGCAUUAGCAAAUUGCUGUUAAAGAAAAUGCAUGACUAGCAAUUUAUAGCUAUUUCAUUCUGUUUCAUUACUGAAUGCAAAUAUUUGUUCAUUUUUACUGUUUAUCGUUCCAGCGUUUACUGUAUUAACAAAAGAAUAAAAGGAAUAAAUCCUCA
Molecule: messenger RNA, 1922 nt
Organism: Caretta caretta (loggerhead turtle)
Lineage: Eukaryota; Metazoa; Chordata; Testudines; Cheloniidae
Gene: HPCAL1
Product: hippocalcin like 1
Molecular function (GO): calcium ion binding
Source: RefSeq, a predicted model, not a curated record